CGGGCGGCGGGGCUGCUGCUGGGCGGCAGCGGGGCAGUGGAGGGCGCCGGCGUUGCGGUCGCCUUGCUCCCCGUCCCUGCCGCGCCCCCAGCGGAGCGGGCAUGGCGCCACCCUCGGCGCCUGGCCCGGACCGUGUGGGCCGUGAGGAUGAGGACUGGUGGGAGACGCGGGGAGACCGCAAGGCCCGGAAGCCCCUGGUGGAGAAGAAGCGGCGCGCGCGGAUUAACGAGAGCCUGCAGGAGCUGCGGCUGCUGCUGGCGGGCGCCGAGGUGCAGGCCAAGCUGGAGAACGCCGAGGUGCUCGAGCUGACGGUGCGGCGGGUCCAGGGCGCGCUGCGGGGCCGGGCGCGCGAGCGCGAGCAGCUGCAGGCUGAAGCGAGCGAGCGCUUCGCCGCCGGCUACAUCCAGUGCAUGCACGAGGUGCACACGUUCGUGUCCACGUGCCAGGCCAUCGACGCCACCGUCGCUGCCGAGCUCCUGAACCACCUGCUCGAGUCCAUGCCGCUGCGUGAGGGCAGCAGCUUCCAGGAUCUGCUGGGGGACGCCCUGGCGGGGCCACCUGGAGCCCCUGGGCGGCGUGGCUGGCCUGCGGGAGGGGCUCCAGGAUCCCCAGUACCCAGCCCCCCAGGUCCUGGGGACGACCCGUGCUCCGACCUGGAGGAGGCCUCUGAGGCUGAACUGAGUCGGGCACCUGCUGAGGGGCCCGACUUGGUGCCCACAGCCCUGGGCAGCCUGACUGCAGCCCAAAUAGCCCAGAGUGUCUGGAGGCCUUGGUGACCAACACCAGCCAGAGUCCUUCGGGGGUGGGCCCAGCCCUCCCAGGAGCUCCUCUCUCCUCCCAGAGGUUCAGAUGUACUGGGGUAGGGCUUUGAAAGCCCCACAGGUCCACCCUUUCUCCUCCCAUGGAUGGCUUGCAGGGCAGCCCCUGGUGACCAGCCCAGUCAGGCCCCAACCCCGUUUCUUGAGGAAGAAACUUUUAGGGACCCUGCAGCUCUGGGUGGGUGGAGGAAGAGAGCUACAGGCAGGAGGAGGAAUCUUGUGGAGCUCCCAGCGCUCUCCCAGCUUUCUGCGCCCAGCCUUCACCAGCCUUGUGCGGGUUCUGGGGGCAUAGGUGGCAGGAAUGGUGCUGGGCACUAGUGUCCCAGGCAGCCCUGGGCUAAAUAAAAGCUUGAACUUGCCAUUUCCACCAGAAGACGAGAGGCAGGUGUGUCCUUCCGCAUGCUCAGACCUGUGAGGCUCUGUACAUCUUGUUUGUAGCACACUUGAGUUUGUGUAUUCCACUGCCGUCAAAUGUUACAAUUUUACUAAAUAAAGAAUUUGGGAGUUAGUUACCUUUGAA
Molecule: messenger RNA, 1338 nt
Organism: Cebus imitator (Panamanian white-faced capuchin)
Lineage: Eukaryota; Metazoa; Chordata; Mammalia; Primates; Cebidae
Gene: HES6
Product: hes family bHLH transcription factor 6
Exons: 4
Coding region: 102-776 (224 amino acids)
Biological process (GO): regulation of transcription by RNA polymerase II; regulation of neurogenesis; anterior/posterior pattern specification
Cellular component (GO): nucleus
Molecular function (GO): protein dimerization activity; DNA-binding transcription factor activity, RNA polymerase II-specific; RNA polymerase II cis-regulatory region sequence-specific DNA binding
Source: RefSeq, a predicted model, not a curated record